CACGUUAUAACUAUCUUUAUAGCGAAGAUAUAUUGGGGUAAUCAGGAUGAGAAAAUCUUUUCAUACUUAUCUCUUUGCAGUAUUUGUUAGCCUGUCUCUCUCUACAGAUAUGGUUUCAGCUGAUGUUCUGGACCCGGAAUCCCAAUCACCCUGGCCGCCAUCCUGCCCAGAAGGAGAACAUGAGUGUAAAGAGGACGAUAUAUUUAAAAGGAAAAUUUGCUCCCCACCAGAUGAUAUAUGCCCUUGUAUAAAUUGUUGUAUAGACCCACCUACAUGCAAGAAAUGCGAUGAUCUACCUGCACAGCCUCCACCACCGUCGUCCAGACCGUUCCCACCGUCUCCGGAUCCAGAUGACUUCCCUCCGCCACCGACACCUAUAUGGCGGAACGACUUAUGUUCCCAAUUGGAUGAAAAGUUUAAAUUUCCCACUAGAAAGCCUUGCGAAGAAGCUUGUAAAACAGGUUGUGACUGUCUUUGUGAGGCAAUGGGAAGUUCCGUGAUAGAUCAAUAUUGCGAAAAAGAAGCUCCCAAGUUAGAUCGCUGCAGAUGUUGUUGUAAAGAUGUCACAGAAGUAGAAAGACUUCAAUUAUCAGAUAGUGGAGGAGAAUCAGAUGCCCCUGACUUUCCACCGUCAAACAAAGAAGAAGAAUUACAGUAUUAAAAUACCAAGUUAGGCACCACGAUAAAACGUUAUGACAGCUACCGCGUAAAUCCGUAACGCAAUUUUAUUUACAACUGAUGGUACUAGCUAGUGAUAUUUAUCUGCAGCCAGCUGCAAGGAUAAAAAAUGGAAAGAAAAAAAAAGGAUUAGCAAGAAGCACUAGUAGUUCCCUUCAACUAAUUAGUAUGUAGGUGCGGUAUUGGUAUAUGCUUAUGUUCUAUUCUUAGACAUACAGCAAGCUAUUGCCGUUUUUUUAUUCCCAACGUUGAUCAAG
Molecule: messenger RNA, 935 nt
Organism: Papaver somniferum (opium poppy)
Lineage: Eukaryota; Viridiplantae; Streptophyta; Magnoliopsida; Ranunculales; Papaveraceae
Product: sperm mitochondrial-associated cysteine-rich protein-like
Exons: 2
Coding region: 47-661 (204 amino acids)
Source: RefSeq, a predicted model, not a curated record